CAGGCUGCGUUUGCGUUAUGAUCACAAAAACUGCUGUCUUUUGAUACGCUUUACAACUGGCGAAGAGUGACGUGAUUCUGUAUUACGUCAGAAUAAGCAUCCAAUCAGAUCAGCUCCUCGCCUUUCCCUUAAAAGCGGCGCGUGCGCCGGCGGGAGAGCGCAGUCCCAUGUUCGCCAUGGCAUCGUUUGUAGAGGAGGAAACACUCCGCCAAAGAAAAUUCACAGAAGAAGAAACAGCCAGACUGGUGCAGGAAGUGCAGCAUCGUCAUGACCAGAUAUACGGCACACGAGAAAGGAUUCCCAGGUCUGAUGAUGUGAGACAUGCUUGGGAGGAGGUGGCUACACUCCUAAAUGCCACCUCUUCCACUGGCUCAGUGUCGGAAACGCUUUAACGAUGUCAGGCGACGAGCCAAACAGCAUGCAGCGUCCAGGGGCCACAUGCAUGCUGCAGGAGGAGGCCCUUCAGUUAGCCAGAGCCUCAGUGCAGCUGAGCACAUGGCUGUCUCCACACUCUCCCAGGACAGCAAAAUAGGAUUAGAGGGUAUUGAAAUCGGCUUAUCAGCUCCUCAGGCUGACGGUGCGCAGGGUCCUAAAUCAGAAGCAGCGAAGGAGGAGAUGGCAGAAUUAGAUGAGCCUGUGCAACAGAGGGGAAGGAGCCAGAACAGCCAGCAAAGAGCGAGUGACCUGGCAUUUUUAGAUCUCCAACAAGGUGGAUUUACCAUGCUGCAGAGGGAACUGGGGGCUCUUAGACGCUCUGUGAAUACCCGUCUCUGCAGGAUGGAGAGCAGAGUAUACCCCCUGCUGGUGUCGACUGAGGUCAACUUAAGGAGACUAGCUGAUGCUGCCGAGCGAUGCUGUCCCCCUUUUGGCAACACAGAAUCCCCAUCUGUGCGGGCAGCUACUCAAAGCCGUUCCUUUGGUUUGCCCCCGAGAAGGGGGAGGAGAGGGCAUUACAUUAAUAUUUGGUUGUAAUUUUUUAUUCUUUGCUACAUAUUAAACAAGGUUUAAUGGUUCUAGUGUGCAGCCUCAGUUAUUUGUUUUGGCUUGUACUUAGUAAGGAAGAAAAUGUGCAGCUAGUCGGUUGUGUGUCUCCUGUUUUAAAGUGUUUAAUGCCAUCCAGGCUCUUCGUAUGACAAUAAUUGAUCAUCUUAUAGAUUUUAGGUAAUAAUAAUUAUGCACAUUCAGUAGUCACAACUGAGUAGUUUGUUCUAUUUUUUUAAUUAAAUAAUUUAGAUAGUUAAUUCAGUAGUGUAAACUAGCCUAUUUUAUGUAGAAGUGGGGUAACACAAAACUGUGGUGAAAGAAAUGGGCCAGCACUUCAAAGUCUUCACUUUAGGAAGUCAGAAAAAGCACAGUUAUAGCCUUCCAUCUCUGUCUGUAUGCCUCAGGAGGCAGUAAAUUAAGUGCAGUUUUGGUCUGCAGUGGGUGCAAAAAUACCACUGCACCAGCAAAUUUUUCAAAUGUCACACCCCCCUGCUGCAGCACUCCGUCCACGUGAGCACAGAUGUGUUUAUUUUUGGCCAUACAAA
Molecule: messenger RNA, 1529 nt
Organism: Pangasianodon hypophthalmus (striped catfish)
Lineage: Eukaryota; Metazoa; Chordata; Actinopteri; Siluriformes; Pangasiidae
Exons: 2
Coding region: 352-972 (206 amino acids)
Source: RefSeq, a predicted model, not a curated record